Lytechinus pictus (painted urchin) is the source of this 7785-nucleotide messenger RNA. RefSeq lists its product as uncharacterized. The transcript has 5 exons. The record is from RefSeq and is a predicted model, not a curated record. Lineage: Eukaryota; Metazoa; Echinodermata; Echinoidea; Temnopleuroida; Toxopneustidae. The coding region runs from base 226 to 2379 and encodes 717 amino acids.
GAUUCAUUAAUUAAUUUCCGCGAUCUCUGCUAUCUGCUUGUCUGGAUCGAAAUCGGAAGAGUUUAAUGUUACAUGUAAUUGUCAGAUAUUGCAGCUUGAUAUAAUCAUCUCCAGCGUUCACUCAAAGCACAAUGUAUUUCAUUAUGUGAGGAGGCAGUGGUCGACUUCUGCUUUUCUGUGAAAAGGGAGACCCUCCUUCAUAUCGUGAAUGCGUCUCUGGCUAGGAUGGAAGGCACUCCAGAUGCAGGGUCAAAGAUCAAAGAUGAGAGGUCAGACGAAGAUGAGAUCACGAUAGUUGAAGAUGCAGAUGAAGCACAGGAGAAUGGAAGUGGAAAGACAAGCGAGGGUGCCUUAGCUAAGAAGAAGGAUGCUGUACUAGACCAGGACGGGAGCCAGAGUUCUAAUGUCUUUGAGUACAAUAUGCAGUCUGUCCUACAUGUAGAUGAAGAUAUGUCUCCAAUAGAAUCCAGACAAGACUCUCAUGGCACCAAUGUAGACUCAGAUUUCCAGGCAUCCAUGGACCAGGGCCUGGACCAAGGGGGUUGGUCCUGGAACAAGGAAUCAGAGAUCAUCCAACCAGAUAUGAGUGGCACCCCCCGUAACUUCUAUUUCGAGUGUGAAAUCUGUCACAAACGGCUGUCCUGUAAGUCUAAUCUAGGUCGCCAUAUGAAGGAGCAGCACAGCACCGUGAAGCAUGCCUACUCUUGCCUCCAGUGCUUGGCGGAGUUCAGACGAAGGUGCGACCUGAAGGCUCAUUAUGCGAAGCGCCACCCGGACGAUCUCUAUGAGGCCGACACUAUCCCCUACCAAGCCUCCAGAUUUGCUACUUGCUUUACAGAUCAGCAGUCUCCUGCAGACUUCCAGGAAAUGAUCCAAGUACAAAGACAGGAUCAAGAGAACUUGCAGUCAUCUAUGAUUGUUGUGACACCGAAUGUCAAUCCUUUUGACCAUCAUGCUUCAAUAACCAGUCAAGAUACGUUCACACAGGAUAUAAGACCACCAAACUCAGAAACCGACUUCUUGUACCAAGCGCGAAGAAGUCAAGCUUGUUUAGACAGUGGAGCGGUCCAGAGAACUCCUGAUCCUGCUGUGUUAGGAAUAGACAAUGCUAUGACUAGACUUGGAAGAAGUGCGACUCAGGGUCAGAGGAAUAGUGGCUUUUCAAUUUGCAAUAGUCCAGUCAACCAAAUGGCUACCACUGUCGUCUCUGACAGACCAUCACCAAGACAAAUAGGUGGCAAAAAUACUGAAAGUGGUGCAGGACAUGUGCAAGUGCCACCUGGUAAAAGACAUUGCUCUGACAGCACUCAAAGUGCAGUUCCAUCUGAGACUCAUGUCCAAAUUGUCAAUGUGGUCGGUGCAGGUGACCUAGAAGGUAGACAUGGCCAUAAUACAGGCAAUGAUCGUGAGGGUAAAAGGAAUAACACUGGUCAAGGAGCACUAUUACAAGUACUGGAGCACAGGUUUCCACAUGACAUGCCACAGUGUCCAGAACUUGUUGAUCAACCUAGAACAUCAAAUAUUAAAGCACAAAACAAACGGAAUACACCUGCGAUGCUUAAUACUGUUAAUAAGAAUUUAAGCAUAGGUUCACAAAAUAAAGGAGAUGAUAGUGUGAAUGAUAUACGUUCUGAAAAUUGGAAUAGAAAAUGCUCUCUUAGAAAAAAUGAUAUUCCCUCUACCCUGAAGCAGAAACAUGGCAAGAGAUUAAAAAGAGGUCGAUACCAAAUUGAUGUUAAUGAUCAGCAUCAUAGAAUGCUACUGGGUACUAUAUCCAAGUCAAGAACUUUACGCAAGAAAAGGAAUUUGUAUGUGAAAUGUAAGCAAUAUGUGGCUGCUUAUGAGAAAAGAAAGCACAAUGCAUCAGAAGAGAGUUGUACUUCAAUGCAGACACCUGCAGCUGUGCAGACAAUGUUGAUGACACAAGGAACGAAAUCUGCAGUUCUUGGUAGUCCCUCAAAUUUGUCUUCUGAUAGUCGGUGUAAUGUCUCUCAGGUACGACAGACCACCAGGACCAGAGGAACUGCAAUGGAUACUACUAACGAAAACACUGCAGAUGAAAGCAAACAGGAAACUUGUGCAACACAAACUGACCUGUCAUUGGACAAUGAUCAGAGAGAAUGGACAGAUACAACUCAUCGUGAGACGAAAAGGCAACAGAGAGUCGCAGGUCGCUGCCCUGAAACUGCCUCUUCUUCUGAAACUUCACUUCCUGUCUUGCUGGACUAUUUUGGUCCUCGGCUGACUGAAUAUGAGGAACGUUCUAUCGUUGAAGACUUUGGAGCAGAUGGAACGCUGACCCAGCGUACAACUACAGAAAGAAAGUACAAACUGGAGCCAGGGGAAGGAAGGUCUAUUGUCAAAACUGAAAUAGGAUGAGGCACCUUGUUACAAAGUGUAAGGGCGAAGUGUAGCCAUAUUCUUAGAAAAUAUACCAACAUGUGAAUCCUUUGAGCUCUUGUUUGCAUUGACUCAAAGUAAAACCAGACUAAGCACCGUUCUCACACAAACAUUUUUCUUCUUCUCUGUUUCAAGGUUCCACAUGGCUCAAGAGAGAUUGUGCCAGCAUCGAAAGGAUCGGCCAAAGUGCGUAGGUUCCAAUGUGGCAUCUGCGGGACCAACUUCACUCUCCUCAAGAACGCCAAGAGACACUAUCGAUGUCAGCACCUGAAUUACUUCUACUGGUGCAAGUAUUGUCCCAGGGGAAAGGAGACGAGGAGGUACACACGAAGAGAGUUCCUUGAGGACCAUUUCCUUUCUUAUCAUCCAGAUAUUAUGUGCGAAGUUGAGGAAGUGGGUAAAUCUUGUCCCACUGAUGAAUAUAAUAUCAUAUGCGUAGACAUCUAUGAAGAUGAGGUUGAAGAAGAUGAUGUAGGUGUCGAUGUAGUCACGACAACAGAUACUAUACCCCGAGGAACAUCUACACUUGAACAAGCUUCUUCUAGAGGGGUAUUCGAAGGUUCAGUUCUCUUGCAUAAUGCAGAGCAGAGAGAUAAUGUGAGAUCCGAGACAGAUACUAGAGGCAACUAUAUAAAUCUUGCCGAUUACCAUGGCUUCGCAAAUGAUUCACAUCAUUCAAAUGGUUCAGGGGCAGUUGCUGCAGGUUCUUCUCAGAAGCGAAUGCAAGGGACGUCCCUGGUGAACCAACAGAGUAACAAAGUAAGAAGGGUUGAGAAUGAGAGAAAUAUCAAUGUAGACUGUGAUAUGCCAUAUCCUGAAGGAGUACUUCAUGAGCGAGAUAUUUCACAAGGAGCCAAUAGGUGGGUGUCUCCCGUUGGUCAGAGUCACCAGUCUCAGGUGAAUUUAAGCGUUCCAAAUCAAAGUGCCUCGACUAGUUCAAGGAGUCUCGGUCAGUUUCCCAGGCAAGAUGGAUCUUAUGUUAGCCAUCCAAUGCUCCAUGCGCAAUCUGCAAACACUCAUGAUUGCCUCGUCAUUGGCAGUGCAAUCACACCAUUGGAAAAAGACACUUUGACACCUUCCCCUCCAUCAGUCCGACCUUCUAGCAAGCAUACAUCUCCUCAAAUACCCAGUUCCAGUACGCGGCCACCUUCAGGCCAGUCUGUAAUGCAGAACAUGCAACAACCAAAGAGAAAGAACCACCUCUUGCCUAAUCAACGCCAGCUUACCAGUUUAGGACCUGAAGCAGGAAGAACCAUGAAUGAAGAUGGGAAUGUUGUAAUUUCGAGUAGUGAUGCAUCAUGGCGCAAGCAGCAGAGAGAGGCAUCACAAAGACGGCAACGCUCCAAGGAAGUUGUUGUCAUCGAAGGAGAUGCCCCUGUCACAACUGCUCUCUCCUGCAAAGAAAUCUUUGAGAAAUACCAUGAUAGCAUCGGCAAGUACAGCAAGGAGAUCGAUUUCAAGUAUGACUCGAGCGGGCGAGUGGUUAGACGAAAAGUUAUCAAACACACGUUUGUUUUUAGCAACUCGCAGAUGCCGGUAUCACUAGCAGAAUCAAAAGAAACUCGAGCGGGAGAUAGAAGUGCCUCUAGGUAAGAGGAUAGAAGCUAAGAGGUGCAAGAAAAUGAAACUUUGCCAGUUAUGCUUGAUGUGAUUACAAUUAUGAAUUUACAAUUUUGUAUCAUCAGGACAACAACAGAUUUGUGCCUCAGAUAUAAAAGGGAAACAGAAAAGGAGAAUUAGGGAUCGGAUUACAGGGUGCUAAACAAAUCCACUAAGUGCUUGCUUGCUUAGUGUAACUCUCAAAAGACAAUAAAAAUUAAAUGUGGGCCUCUCUAAAUUGAUUGAAAUUAGUUCAUACUAAGUCUAUACAUUUUGCACCUUUUAUAGCAUUUUUUUUUAUAGGGCAAUGAUGACAGACAAAUCUAGUUUAUACUUUGAUUGAUUGCUACUCUGCUUAAUGCCAUUCCGUCUGGUGCUUAUUUGAUCUCGUUGCAUGUGGUUUAAUUCUUUUUUUUUUGUCUGUAAAACGUUUUUGUCAACAAGUAUAACUCUAAAUUCAUUGGAAUCACCACAUUGCAAAUUCAACCAUUGUCUACCAAAUUCUUGAAAACCCAAAGGUUUUUUUUUAUAGAGAUUAAUUGGUUUCAGAAAGCAAUUGCUUCAAAAUCUUUAUUUUCCUUCAUUUACAUUUCUAGUUUAUGUACCAGUUGGUGUUGCCCUCUUCAUGUAUUGCAAACUUGAUCUAAGACAACAACACAACUUCCUCUUUGUAAUUGUAGAUAAACACGAUACCAAAUUAUUGUUAAGCAACUUUCGGAGAAUUAAAUGUGUCAAUUUGACUGUAUGAUCAUGAGAUGCAUCAUUAUUGCAACAAAUGAUUGAAGUUUGAACCAAAGGGAAAUAAGUAAGAAGAAUUGGUUUACCCAUAAUGGUGUUAGACAAUAUUGGAAUAGAUCAACUAAUAUAUGAUCAAGAGACUCAACCUGGGGCACAUCCAGGGUCCCUUUGCAUAACUUUGCCAUGCAAUGGUAACUUGUAUGGAAUCCUUGAUUCUGAUUGGCUGUUGGUCAGUGUUACUAUGGUUUUUGUAAUUGAAUGGCAAAGUUACCAUAAUGGUUUUUGCCAUUGGAUGGCAAAGUUACCAUAAUAGUAACUUUAUGCAACAGAUCCCUCGAGUAGUAGACCAUACCUUGGUAAAAUGUAAUUUUCCGUAAAGUAGCAAAAUAUGUGACUCUCAUUUGCACAGAUACCAAUGCCAAUGCAGUAGCAUGAUUGUUAACCAGUCGUGUUGUAUCUUGUAGCAAGAUUGUUUUUCUAUGAUUUUUGUCCCUGGAAAAUGAGAAAAAAAAAUUGUGAAAUAUGAGAACAUCAACAACUCAUAUUUUGUUAUUAAUAUUAGAUGUCAUGACAUGGCUUUAUAAUUGUAAUAUCACAAUAUAUGUACAUGUAGUUAUACAGUGCGUCCCAGAAAAAUGGAAAUCGGGAUUCUCAUGUCUUCUUUCUUCAAAGACAAAUGAAUUAUGAUAUUUACAUCAUCAUGCAAUUCAAUUAUUCCUCUAUAUUAUGUUGAAUUGAUACCUAAUAUGAGACAAACACUUCAAGCAUUAAUGAGAAAGAGGAGUUUGAAAACAUAAUGUCAAAAUCAGGUUGCCCAUGAAAAUUGAAGAUUUGUUCGUGAUACGACGACCGUGCUUAUUCGAUGAUUGGCUCAUUAGCAUUCUCUCUCUGAUCCUUGAAAUCAGAGUGGAUUCAGAUUCACGUGAGUUUCUGCGCAAAUUGUUACAGAUAUGCCUCAAUAUUUAUUGUUUGUAAUCUGCCAUGGUUGAAUUAUUUGCUAAGCUGUUGGUCUCAAAUUAAAGAUGAGAUUCCACUCUUGCCAUGAGUAUCAAAUUUAUAGUAAAAACAUUUAAUUGUGAAAUGUAUCUCUGAAUAGGUUUCCUUUUUUGUAGGACGCACUGUAUCAUGGUGAUGAAAUUUAUAGUAAGGGCUGUGCAACUUAAAAUUUUCUGGAAAAGGCAUUGUGUUAGAUUGUUUAAUACCAUCCCAUACAGCAUCAAUGAAUAAUGUUGCCUACCAAAUUGAUUAGCAUUCAUUGUCAUAAAAGAUAAGUUCUCAACUAAGUUCUGUUCAGUCCAGUACACAAAGGACUUUUUGUGUAACAGUCUUUUAAAUUGUGGAGCAAAUUGCUAUGUUAUACCAGGAGAACUAUUCCCUGCAACAUGUAAAUGUCAUUCAUGACUAUUGGAGUGUUCUAAGUAUUUCAGUAUUUUGAAUAUUGUCGUAAUCGUAAGUAUUUUUGUCCUUAAAAACAAGGUAUUGUAUGGUGUACUUAUUUGCACUUGAGCAGGCAUGCUUCUUGAAUGAGAUAUGUGUAAAAUACUGCACAGUUUUAUGUGCAUGCAAUGUGCCUUAAAUGUACGGUUUCAGUUUUUGCAACUGAGAAUGAUUUGUUACAAUCAUGUGUAUAUCUACAUGUAUGUAUUGCAAUGUGGGUUUGCAGGGCAUUAGAAAAAAAAUCAAAAUAAGUAUCAUAAUUCAAGAUUUUCCUUGGCCAUAUUUGUGCAAUAUGGAGUAAUGUCCAGGGGAGUGUACACAGUCCAUAAGGUAGUCGAUUACUUUGAAGCAGUGCCAAUGUGCAUAAACUUCAUAUAUUUUCUGCAAAAUAACCAAUACCAUGGGCUUCAGCCUCCCCCCUCUUUUUUUCAGUAAUCAUGCACAAAAAUGUGAAAAUAAUAAAAUCCCUACCCCCCUUCAAAUCUGUUCUGUGGCCCCUGAAUACGAUGAUGCAUUUCAUAUUAAUAACAUUGCAACUGGGAAUUGUCUGAUUUUAUUAAAGUCAUAUAUAUUUUUUUUGUGACCCCCCCCCCCCCCCGGGAAGAUUAUGAGUCCAACAAGUGGAGAAUAAUCUAAGUUUUGCAACUCUUUUAGAAAUGUAAGCGUGUUUAAGGAAGCACAAAGAGAAGAAAUAGAACUAUGAAAAUAUCGCAUCACAUAUGAAAUACAGUAAAUUCUGCAAAAUCAACCUUCUAUUAUUUAAGUCAAAUAAUUGCCCAAAUCAAAGCGUUUUACAUUAUUUACCUUUAGUAAGUUGAAUUUCUUCAUAUUAGUCAAACAGAUCUGUGGUUCCAAGAGAUGUGACUUUUUUUCUUUUAUUGGUUGUGAAACUUUUUUGGGGGGCAAGUCCAGUGCCCCCCCCCCCCCCACGCACAAAACAUGUACUGUAUGCUAGUGCCACCAUUCCAAUUUAUUUCUAGAUUAUUUAUGUCCUAAAACAGCUUGUGGUUCAAGAGAUUGAACUUGAGGCAGACUUGGCAUGUAUCAUGCCUAGUCCAAAUCUUGAAAACAAGCAUGACUGUUGUGUGAUAAAAUGAAAUAAAAUUACCUUUUCGGUUGAUACAAACCCUGAAACUCUCUAAAAGGACCCAUUGCAUAAAACUUCUUAUAAUAACAAAUUUGCAAUGACAGUUUAAAUCUAUUGAAAUCAUUCAUUUUGAUUGGCUGAUACUAGAGUUGUUAGAGAAACUGUGCAUUUGUUAUUAAAACAAAGUCUUUAUUACACAGGAUGUUUUUUUUUAUUUUUUAUUUACUGCUGUCUAUGAAUAUAAGAUAAUUGCCUUUUUCUUUUUUACAUAUAUGUGUAAUUUCAUGCAUGUGUAAUUACAUGUAUGUGUAAUUACAUGUAUUUGUAAUUACACAUAUGUGUAAUUACAUGUAUGUGUAAUACAUAUAUGUCUAAAUACAUGUAUGUGUAAAAUUUACAUAUAUGUGGAAUUACAUGUAUGGUAUGUGUAAUUUAUAUUAUUGGACAAUGCAGAGCAUGCUUUAUUUUUACAGUCACUUGUCUAUGAACAAAUUUUCCUCCUAUUAAAAACUGAAAAAUAUAAA